GAACUAAGCUAGCGGUUACAUUCUUUUUAACAAAAAAGAAUAAAGAAAAGUCUCCUAGCUAAAACAAGAAAUCAUAAAUCCUUUUUUGACAAGAAUUAAUAUAUAUUGUCUUAGCUCCCCAAACCCAGAAAAACAAAAAGAAAAAGAAAAGAUGAGCUCCGCAGGCACCGCUCUGUCUUCGAAUCCGUUAAUUCAGUUGAAAGCCUCACCUAAAUUUCGCGCCAAAAAGAAAACUGCCAAUUUCUCAGCUCGUCUUGACAAUUCCAAGGCCAACCCAACAGACCCACAACUCAAUCUCUCUGUGCUCCGCUUCACACUCGGAAUACCUGGGCUGGACGAGUCCUACUUACCCAGAUGGAUCGGAUACGGGUUCGGUUCACUUUUGCUCUUGAACCAUUUUGCUGGUUCUGGUUCACCUACCCUAGCACAGCUUAGAACAGAGGCCUUGGGUCUAUCUUUGGCUGGUUUCUCCAUAGCACUUCCCUAUCUUGGAAAGUUUCUCAAGGGUGCUACUCCAAUGGAUCAAACGAGUAUCCCAGAGGGGUGUGAGCAAAUAUUUAUGAUAUCAGAAACUACCUCAAAUACUCGGAAGGAGGACUUGGCUUGGGCUACGUACAUUUUGUUGCGCAAUACAAACAGCAUAUCAGUGAUAAUAUCAGUUCGAGAUGAACUAUGUGUGCGUGGUUACUGGAGCAUACCAGAUGAUGUUUCAAAACCCAAUGUACUUGAUUGGUUUGAGAAACAUAUCAGAAGCAUUGGCCUCUCUAAUUUGAAGGAAACCCUAUACCUUCCUCAAAUUGAAGAUUCUGGACUCUGGGAGAUGCUACCCAAGGGGACUCGUUCACUUCUCGUACAACCAGUGCUGCAAGUUUUGCACCCAAGUGACAGUGGAAAUGAACAAAUUCAGGGAUUUGUCUUGUUGGCUUCAAGCAUGAGGUAUAUUUUUCAAGCGUACACUUCUGAAUUGAGAAGAGAUGAGUAAACUCAGAAACACACCUCUCCUGGGCGAGAGAAGUAGACUGUUGUACUGGAGGGAAGCCCUGGAAGGACUAAGCUAUGCACACGAACUCCAUCUUCACCCAAAACUUGACCCCUUGCCUUAUUGGACAAAUCAAGAAUGAGUUCCAAGGCAUAAAAUGACACUAUGAAAAGACUAAGUUUUGUAUUUUAGCUACCUUAACAUCUGUUGAAAUGUCUUCUCUGUUAUAGAUCUGGCCAAGGUUAGAGAGGUUGUUGGCAAUUUGGGUUGCAUCUGAUGAUGGAAGAUCCUGUUUCCGAAAGAUGAAUUUAGCAACAUCAUUUGCAAGAGAUUGUAUUUUCUGCAUCUCUUAAGCCUGCUGGGUACUGAACUACUGAUGUUAAUAAAAGUAAAUUUACUCUUGACCUUUCAGGUCAAAA
Molecule: messenger RNA, 1398 nt
Organism: Rosa chinensis
Lineage: Eukaryota; Viridiplantae; Streptophyta; Magnoliopsida; Rosales; Rosaceae
Product: protein COFACTOR ASSEMBLY OF COMPLEX C SUBUNIT B CCB2, chloroplastic
Exons: 7
Coding region: 152-982 (276 amino acids)
Biological process (GO): cytochrome b6f complex assembly
Source: RefSeq, a predicted model, not a curated record